Molecule: messenger RNA, 7665 nt
Organism: Sclerotinia trifoliorum
Lineage: Eukaryota; Fungi; Ascomycota; Leotiomycetes; Helotiales; Sclerotiniaceae
Source: the annotation of a GenBank genome assembly
CAGCAGCCUCGAAAAAGGGUCAAGAAAAGCCCUGACAGAAAUGCAUCACGAAUACAAGGUACAAAUGGAGAGGAAAAUAGCCCGAGCACCAUGGAGGGGGCAUCAACCCUUGAUAGCAUGCUCUAAGCUUUUGCCAGGGUAUGCUCUAAGCGGUAUGUAGACGGUAAGGUGGCUUGUCUAUCUUGACUUCUUACUUGGUGUUAGACACAUGAGCCGGACCGCGACCGCAUCACCUUUUCCACACCCACAUCUGUAUCCCAUGGGCCAUGGUUCGGCUGGAGUAUGCGUAUCGACAAUUCGCAGGGUGCAUAAUUUUCUAAUUUGGUCUCCGCAUUAUCCACUGAUAGUCUAAAGAAUCUUUAAUUAGCCGCUCUGUCCCAUAGUGCCCUAGAAACCCUACAACGCUCUCGGACCUAGUGACGAAGGCUAUCAACCACCCAAAAAGCCAUAUACGGUGAUUGCGCUCAUUUCCUAGUGUCAAUUCCUCUCCAGUCUUUUUUAUCUUUUCUUAAAGCGUGUAAGGAUCGUUUUGCUGCUUCCUCUGGACCCCAUUCUAGCGCCCUAUCUGCCGUUUUGCGAUUCGGUUGGCUCCAGGCAUGAGACGAGGAUCUUUUAGUGCCAUUGAUGUCCUGUAGUCUGUUCUCGUGUCACUUAAUCACUUAACUCGCUCUAGAGCAUAUUCUCUCGCCCAGUUGUACAUUCAACGUUCUUGACCUUUUCCUUCUCGACCAUUGUACAAAGACUUGGAACGAUUCCCGGUACACAACCACGCAUCACAGUUGUUCACGGCGACACAGCAGAACGCCUCAAUUCAUUCGGUAGCUAGACUUCUGCACUACUACUCUUUUACCGCCCGCUAUACAGAAUAUCCAUGGGACAACCGAUAUAGAAUUGGGCGUGGAUAGUGGUCAGCCCUCUGUACUGCAGAAAGCACAACAGCGAGGGAGAACGGCAAGAGGCCUGCGUUCUAGCUGAUAUAUCUGUAAGUGACAUUCUCGAUUCUGAAAGUAGAAGAAGCAUUGGACUUCCAUAUCUCUCGGGGCUUCAUGUGUUCAUGUAGUCAACCUUUGGACAGAGAAACUCAUGCAGCGCUCCGACUAACUAUUCCGAUGCUCGAUCCACAGAUAACCAAGUUAUCACCACCAUGUCUGUCGCGAGGACCCGGUCAAUGUCAAUGAGAUCCGGCCAUUCAUCCAAAGGCACUGGAGCCACAUUGGCUGAAGUCAGUAUGCCUUCGAUUACUAUACCUCGCGAUUUCGAACCCUGUGCUGCGACGGCCUCCAUGUUCCUGUAUGUGCAAGGAAAUACAGUCGUAUGCUGUCAUCACGAUACGCUUAAGAUUGAAAGACGGUUUGCGAGGCACACAGAAGAGAUACAGUUAUUAGCAGUGGAUAAUAUUAGUGAGAGAGGAGCCGGAAGAUUAGUUGUAAGCUACGAUGCUGGCCAAACUGCCAUUGUGUGGGAUUGCAUGACGGGGGAUGAAAUUGCCCGAUUUGCCAGUUACGAAAAUCUUACAGUGGCCGCUUGGAUGCGCAAUGGAAAUGUUGCAUUUGGUGCGUAUGGCGGGGUAGUGGAGGUUGGGGCUGCGUUGCUGAUGAAUUACAGGAAAUGCUCAAGGAAAUGUGAUUCUUUUUGAACCGACAACAUCAGAGCAUAUAUCCUCCAGAACUUUAGAUCAAAUUCCCAUUACAGCUUUGGCACCAGCAGCGGAUUGUAGAACAUAUGCAAUUGGGUAAGUAAAAUCUCAGCGGUACACUUUUGGAUUUUUCGCUGAUUUCAUCACAGAUUUUCCAAUGGGUCUCUCUUGAUUGCAGCAUUGCAACCAAGAUUCAUAAUUCUUCACAACUUGACAACUUCAAGAGGACCAUCACCAAUCGUAACACUAUCAUGGCAUGCAUCAUCAUCACGCCAGAAAUCGGACAUGCUAGCUUCUCAAACCAAUGAUGGUGACUUACGAGUUUGGAGCAUUGCUAAAUCACCCACCAGCAACGACACAGCGAAAGUAGUCCGGGUAUUGAAACGUUCCGAAAAUUUUCAAACCGGUCCCAAUUGGCUAGGAUGGUCCAAAAAUGGUCGUAUUAUCCAGUUUUCCGAAGGGUAAGCAAAAACCUAGUGCUCCCCCCUUAUUUGUCCCCCACAUUGCAUAAGGCCAUGGGCGCGCGCUUAGCAGCAACCACUUACACAAGGUGUGAUACAGGGAAACAUCGUCAUGGGACGUACGAACGAAACAGGUCACUUUCGAGAAAGUUCCGACAUUGGAUAUUGUGAAGGGUCUAGCUGUUUAUGGACCUGGAGCGACGCUCUUCACGCUGGGCCCAAACAAUACGGCCCAGCAAUUUGAUCUUAAUUCUCCGCCUCAAAUGGUGGCAAACGUUCAACAUCCAGCCAAUUUGUUGCCACCUUCGCCCCCUGUUUCUGUAGAGGAGCAGCAACAGCAGGCCGCUCAAGCGGUUGCCGCUGAAGUUUCAGCUGUACCAAUCAAUAUCGAUAUCUCCGAGAGUGACUCCGAUCGGAUGUCGCCGCUGGCCAGAAUUGCUCGACGUGGUGAUGAAAUCGAACAGCAAUUACGUGUCGAGGCCAUGGAGCCUGACCGCGCUGAACCAUUAUCUCCCGUAUCAUCAAGAAGUCAUACAUCAACUUCCACUAGAUCAUCUGCAAAUUCAAGGCAACAUACUAAUCGUUAUCAUGGUAAACAUUCUUCGGGCUUAUCGGCUGUAUCACGAGGAGGUAUGAGUGAAGCAACAACUAUGUCAUUUGGUUCGUCGAUUCAUACCGGUGCUACCCGAGAACCUUCUGUGCUUUCAAGUCGGGACUCGUACGCUCAGAGUAAUACCAGCUCAGCACGCUCAUAUCGUUCCCGACAUCGUGGAUCUCGGUUAAGACAAGAGGUACUCCGCAGUCCGGAUGAAGCGGGAAGUCAUGUCGUGGAACUUUUCAAGUACACAAAAUCCAGGCUGAGUGACAUUCCUUAUCGUCAACCACAAGUCUCAGACGGUGACCAUCUCACAAAUGAUGAUCUUCGUCUACAAAUGCUCAGCACAAUAUUUGGAUGGGACGGAGAAGCCGAAGGAUUGAUUCGUGAUGAGAUGAACCGAGCACCAAUGGGGUCUACUCAAAGAGUUCUCCUUGCAAAAUGGAUUGGCGACCUCGAACUUGAUAUCAUGGCUACGAGUUCCGAAUCAAUGACUUCUUCCGAUUGGAUGCUCCUUGCCUUGAGCGGAAUCGGAGGACACGCUUCUCAAACAAAGGUCGCCAGAGCAUAUGUUCAACGUCUUUUGGAAAAAGGAGAUGUUCAUACUGCUGCCACAAUUAUGCUCGGUAUGGGUGAUCAAAAUGAUGCAAUUGAGAUAUACGUCUCCCACAAACGAUUCAUGGAAGCAUUGAUCCUGACUAGUCAUGUUUUCCCAUCAGACUGGUCUCGACAAGCUGGCUUGAUUAGAAAAUGGGGCGAGUGGGCCGUUCAACAUGGUCAGCAACAAUUGGCCAUUCGUUGCUUCUCAUGCACAGCAUCCGAGUCUUCUGAACCUUGGACAUCACCAUCUGCUCAAGCUGCCACUUUCACAAAUAUCCAUAGCCAAAGUAUUCCAGAGGUACUAAGCCCUCCUCUAUCACCACCUAGCCACCGAGGUCCACAACGUAGCAUUGCCAAAACGUCAGCACUGAAGCUCAUCACAGCUUUCGGGGAUAAACACCAAAAGUCAAAGUUCUUUGGUAUCGAUAAUGAUAAGACACCGGUUGGUCCUGGUCCAACACCAAUUGAGGAAUCUGCCAUUUCUCCAGGUGGUGACACAGCACAUACUGCUUUCUUGAGACCUGGAAACCGUAGCGUUUAUCACACACCAGCCUCUGCACGAACCGCAACUCCAGGUGGCUUCUCACGUAGACGUCUUCCAUCUAUCGGUGAGACACCUAAUGAUGUCAUACCUCGAGUCAGAUUAGAACCUUUGAAUCUACCUACACCCGGAGAUUCUGGCCAAUAUAUUCGUGAAGCGGAGGUGGAGCCAUUGCAGCUGAGCUCGGCAACAUAUACUCCCAUCACGAAGAAUAGACCCACGACGCCUAUGACCCAGAAAAGGAUUGCCAAUCCAUUACCAUCACCAUCGCCAGAUACAUUUACCGCGAAAAAGCAAGACGAUCGUACGAGAAAUGGAUCACGACAUCGUAAACCAGAUGGUCUGCAAAUUCAAUGGCCACCUAUGGAGUCGAUAAUUACGGGUGAUUAUAUGACAUCUCCAGAGCAAACAGGAUCAUCACAUCACGGCCACAGAACUAACCGCUCAAUUGGAGAUCCUUUGAACUCUGCUGCUCUAUCAUCAGCCGCUUCCGUCUCAGCUUCAAGCAAUGCCAGAAGUCCAAUAACAAGCGAGAGAAGUUUCAGAACGACAAGUCCGGUAUACCAUGGUCGAAGUAUUGAUCAAUAUAUUAGCAGCUUGGAUUCCGCUACAUAUCAUAAGAGACAACAACGUAGUCGACAAGCUAGUCGGGAUCGAAGCGGAAGAGGCCGUAGCAGUAGCCGAAAGCCAAAGGCUCGUGAAGCUUCGGAAGAUAGAGGAAGGAAUAUUAAUCAAUACAUCAAACCUGCGAAGCGUUCACCAACCUCGCCUAUCCCAAUGUCACCUGAAGAUUUGAGAGAUCUGGGUGCUACAGUCUCCGAUGGUGAAGUGGUGAUUGGAGAGAAACAAUACCGGACAGAUAGCGGCACAGAGAUCAAAUCAUCCAGACAAGCAAGCCGAGUUCGACGACAAUCUCCCGAACCAAGCAAAGCAUCUAGUCGUCAAGCAAGUCGUAACGCUAGCCGUCGACCACCUAGUCCCGAUACCAGACUAGGAGGACGGGAUGCUCGUGGUCGAAGUGCAGGACGUGGCGGAUCAGCAAUCCGUUCGCCUUCUUCUCCAUUGCCAUUUUCACCUCAAGCAAAAUUCUACCAGGAAGAUGAGGUUGCUGAUUAUGAGGAUCUUAGAGCCGCAAAGGCAGAUCAGCUUGCUUUUAGAAUGAGAAGUGGUAGUCGUAUGAGAGAGCGUGGUACAAGUGCCGUUCGAGCUUCUUCACCAAAUGGAAGACGUCGUGACAGAUCUACAAGUCGAAGACCAUUAGAAGGUCAAAGAUCACCAUACAUGACUCGAGAUGGUGCUGAGUCUCAAACUCAGUUGCAAACACAAUCGGAGUCCGUACAGAAGGCCGCCGAACAACCUAAGAUGGAUCCAAAAGAUGAGCGAGCAUUAAAGAGAGAACAGGCUGCACGCGAGCUGGAAGAAAGACGUAAAUCUCUUGCUCAAAGACCGUUAGCACCACCGAUCAUUCACCCAGGAGAAUUAAGUGGUUUAUCUCCACUAGCUUAUCGUCCAACUACGAACUUUCCUGAACCCAGAUCUGCGCCAUCGUAUUCGCCUCCCAAAGCAAGUCCUCAAGCUCCCAGAAGCCAACAGACUACACCGAAUAAUAAUUCUCCAGGGAGCGGGUUUGGAUCAGCUCCAGAGUCAUCCGUGCAGAUUGGUUUACCUGCCACUCCAAGAGCUAUGCGUCAUCCUAAGUAUGAUCCUGAAGGUAACGGUGCAGAGAGUAUUCCACAAGUUCCUCAAAUUCCAGGGAGAUACGAUACAGGUCCACAAGCCCAAACUGCCACGUUGAGUGCAGCCGCCUUCAAUGCUUCAUCUGAUGGUCUACAUGACACAUUUGGACCUCUUCCAAAAACAGUGUAUCAGGCAUCUCAACCACCUCGUCGUAUGCCUCCUCGAUCUGCUUCAGCUCCUAUCCCAGAAGAGAGUUUCUACAAACCAAAUGUGAUCCCAGCAGGCUUACCAAUCCAUCCCGCAUUUCAAGCAGCAAUUCCAUCGAGUUCAUCAAGACGCACACCAGAUACCAGAGAGAGAAUGUCGCCCACUCAAUCUCCACGUAGACAAGCCUCGGGCGAUUUGCAAGGUGAGACUGGAAGUCGAAGCGGAAGUCCUGUUUACGCUAGUGGACCUGUCAAUGUAUUGACUGGAAUUGACGAGACGAUUGAGGCUAUUCAAGCAAUGCCCAUGCAUCAUCCAAACAAUGAUUUGAUUCCUCCACCACCACCGCCCCCACCAGCUCCACCCCUUCUCCCACAGCUCCAACAUUUGGCUCUACCACCCCCACCACCACCUGCUCCAUUAUAUAGACCCAAUGCCAACACCAAUUCCAUGGUCUCAGGUGUAUCAUCAGGAUCAGGUAUUUCGGGCGUAUCUUCUGGUUCCGGUGUAAUCGAAAUCGUAAUGGACGAUGAACCAAUCCCCAUGAUUCCCAAAAGCAAAACACCCACCAUACUAUCCUCCUCUACAAUGAACUCCAGCUCCAUAAUGGAACCACCACCAAUUCCACCAGCUCUUGAACGUCGCCGAACUUCCUCCGUCUCUCACAUCUACACACAUAACCGUGGUCGUUCGGAAACGGACAACUCCCUUUCCAACCGAUUCUCGCGCGCUGCAGAACGUUUGAGAAGUGCUAGUCGUGGUAGAAAUAAUUCCAGUCCUAUCAUUGAUAAAGGAGCUACGAAGAGUCCGAUUGAGAAUGGUAGUAGUCCAUAUGAAAGUGUUCCUGCUGCGAACUGGGCUCCACCACCUUCACUUAACAGGAGUGCUACUACGACUCCUUCGAGUGGAAUGAAAGCAGAGAGACAUCCUAUGGAAGUGAGAGCUGCUUAUCAAGCGAGUAUGGAGGGUGGAAUGAUUUGAUGGUUUUUUCUUUCCUUUUUUGCAUGAUAGGCGUUUUUCUUUUUCUUUUUUUGUUUUUAUCUUCUAUUCUUUGGAUAUUUGAAUUUUGCUUCAUUUUUUCCCGCUUCGAUUCUCGAUACCCUUUCUAUUCUUCCUUUUCUUCUUCUUCUUCUUCUUCAACAAGUCCUCUUCAUUCUUUUCCCAUUUCAAACACAAACAAACGCAUAACGACUUCUAGUAUAGCUUUCUCAAAAACUUUAUUUUUGGUGGACGGAUGGUGGAGGGUGUGCUGGAUGGAUGGGAAAAAUUUUUAUUUUUUUUUACAUAACAUUCUUGACUGUCUUUUACAAACAAACAAGAAAUUUAGGAUUUACAGAAGAAGCAGAAAGAUAAAAAUUUGGCUCAGGCUUAUGAUAUUAUGAGUCUUUAUGGGAGAUGAGAUUGGCGAUAGCGAUAGCGAUGUUGAUGGAUAUUUUGGAGUAAUUCUUUUGGUGCGAAGAUGAGGAGAGAGAAAUUUGUUCAUAAUAUUGUAUAUCUACUUCUGCAUCAUCUUUGAAUAUAUAUUUACAUUUUGCAUAUGAAGCGUUUGUUUCUUUCUUUUGUUUUGCAUUUGUUUGGGGUGGAGGUAUGUUGCUUUUUAUUCACUCUUUUGGCCCUUGCGUUGCUGUUGUUUUCUUGCGUUUGAAGUAGUUACGUCUUGGAUUUGUUUGAUUGAGAGGGAUGGAAUGGAAUGGAAGGGGUUAAGUGAUUGCUUAACUCAAGUAUCUUCUUGUUCCUAUGGGUUGGAAUCACAGUGCUGUGGUGUAUGCACGACAGAAGGCAGAAUAGUUGAGUAGGAUUGGGAUACAGGAGACCUAGGAAGAAAGAAUGGUACAAGAUGAGACGGAGCAGAGACGGAGACGGAGAUGGAAACUAAGAUGAGAAAAUGAGGCACGAAAUUGAUGAAUUUGAAUUUGAAUAUGACCAAAGCACAAUACCUAGUAUAGCAGUA